This is a messenger RNA of Hyla sarda, 5931 nucleotides long. It is a transcript of the gene DHX57, whose product is annotated as DExH-box helicase 57. NCBI's taxonomy places the organism in Eukaryota, Metazoa, Chordata, Amphibia, Anura, Hylidae. The record is from RefSeq and is a predicted model, not a curated record. Gene Ontology annotation, molecular function: protein binding; ATP binding; RNA binding. The transcript has 24 exons. Gene Ontology annotation, cellular component: intracellular anatomical structure. The coding region runs from base 117 to 4376 and encodes 1419 amino acids.
AAAAAUGUGGCGUAAAGUAUAACAGACCAAUAGGGUGGCAGGGGCCGGUCUGGGAUGCCGGCUGCGCGUGCGUCACGUGACUCUACAGGAAGUUGCCCCUCCGUCCUGUGGUAGAAAUGGAUUUUCCUACAAGGAGGAAAGGCAAACCAAACAAAGGCGGUGGCAAAGGACGUGGUUCCGGUAGAGGGGGCAGAAGAGGAGGUGGCAGUGGCCGUGGAGGUGGCAGUGGCCGAGGAGGUGGCAGUGGCCGAGGAGGUGGCAGUGGCCGAGGAGGGAGUAGAGGCGGAAGAUUCGGGGCUGAACCUGGAGGAGGAGGUGGUGGAAUAGGAGGCAAGAAAAGCUCUAGUAAAGCAUGGGAUGAUGGAGAUGACAUAUGCUUCUCUAGAAAACCAGAGAGACUGCCAAGUUUUAGUCAUUGUAACCGACGUGCCCAGCGGUCCCGUGGUGGCAAUACCCACAGCACUCCUCUUCAGACUCUGCACAUGACCACUGAGAACCAAGAACGUGUCAAAGCUCUUUUGCGUGAUCUUCAAGAGCCAGAUCUAGACACGGUUGUUGAUGAUGUGGGGUCAGACUUGGAGGAAGAUUAUGAGUACAGCAGCUCCCAAGAUGGGGAAGAAGAGGAUGAAGAUGAACACUGUGAGGCUGAUUUGGGAUUUGAUCUUUGGUCUUCUCCACAAGAAGCACUGGGAGUAGCUGGGAAGCUUUCCCCAGAGGCACCUACCAAGAUGUUACCUGAGGCAGUCAUAUCACCUUUUGCUAUAGGGAAACUAUCUCGUUACGGUUUUGACCGUGAGAGAUGUUUGACCGCCUUGAGGACCCAUGAUGGAGAUGUUGGAUCAUCCCUCGAAUACUUGUUGCUGCAGUGUUUUUCAGAAGCAUUUGGCAUCCAGACUAAAAUGCCACGGACUGCUGAUCAAAUCAGCAUGGAAGACAUCUUGGCCUUGCGUCAGGAGGAAGCCUUUGUCCUCAGCUCGAUUUGUGGGGAGAAGUUUAUUGAGAGGAUCCCAAACAGUGUAUGGACUGUGGGACUUGAGCUUGGUUACCUAACAGACAGGCUUCAGAAACCCAGAAAUCCGGACCGUGCCAAAAAUUUUGUAAAACCAACACCUAAUAAUAUCUGCAAGUUUUUUUUGAAAGGAGAAAAUUGCCAUUUUGGGUCUAAAUGUAGAUUUAGGCAUGAAUCCCCAAAGCAGAAUAUGAAGGAUGACUCUCACCUAAGUGCUAAUGACACCGGCUACCUGUACGAACUGGAAAUCCGGUUCCCAAAAGACAAUAAAUACCCUUAUCAAGCACCACUCAUAGCAUUUCAUUCACUUAAUGAGAAUCUUCCAAUGGGUUGUCGCCUACACAUGGCAGAGUACUUGUAUGAAAAAGCAUUAACUGUUGCUCAAACCGGCGAACCUGUCGUCUUUUCCCUUGUCAGCUGCUUGGAGGAUGAAGAUGAUAUUUUACAGUUACUUGCCAAUACACAUCAUCGCUACAGUGUCCCACCACCUGUCAUACGGCCUAUAUCAGAAAUCAAGAAACCACCCAUAAUUGUUAAUAAACCAUUGAGCUCUGAAAAACCAACUCGUGCUCCCGAAGGUAAGAAGGAGGUGACUAUUGUGAGGGAAGAGUUUAAUAAACUUAUCCAGACAGAAGACGAUGAACUGGACAAUUUGGCUGUGGUGGUAGAAAAUGAAAGUUAUGCCAAUCUUAAGAAAACACAAGCCAAAAAAUACUUGAACCCCAAAGCUUUUCUUACAGAGAAUGCCAAGAUCUGUAAGCAUUUCAAGACCAAACAGGCUACCAAACGUUACCAGUCUAUGCUUCAAGAGAGGAUGAAGCUACCAGCAUGGGAGCAACAAGAUGCCAUACUGAAAAACCUGGCUAGGCAUCAGGUCCUGGUUGUUUGUGGAAUGACAGGAUGUGGUAAGACAACCCAGAUUCCACAAUUUAUACUGGAUGCAUCUUUGCAAGGAUCUGCCAGCCUUGUUUGCAAUAUUGUAUGUACACAGCCACGAAGGAUAUCUGCCAUUUCUGUGGCAGAAAGAGUGGCUCAGGAGAGAGCUGAGAGAGUUGGCAUCUCUGUGGGCUAUCAGAUUAGACUGGAGAGUGUUAAGUCUUCUUCCACCAGACUUCUGUAUUGCACUACAGGUGUCCUGUUGCGGAGGCUUGAAGGUGAUGGCACUUUGCAUGGCGUCACUCACGUCAUUGUGGAUGAAGUCCAUGAGAGAACAGAGGAGAGUGACUUUCUGCUCUUGGUGUUGAAAGAUGUCAUGAUUCAGAGACCAGACCUAAAAAUCCUGCUCAUGAGCGCCACAGUGAAUGCUGAGCUCUUUUCCCAAUACUUUUCUGGUUGUCCAGUUAUACACAUACCUGGUCGCACUUUUCCAGUGGACCAAUAUUUUCUUGAAGAUGCCAUUGCCAAAACAAGAUAUGUGCUAGAAGACGGAAGUCCCUACCAUCGCUCUUCCAAGCAUUCCUAUACACAAGAGUCUUUUAAAGGAAAGCAGGGAAAAAGUUAUGGAGAAGUUCUUGAAGAAUUGGAGCAAGAUAUCCACUCAAGUCUGAAGUUACAGGACACCAGGGCAGUGAAGGACAGCAUACCAGAUCAGCAGCUGAGCUUCAGGGAACUCUCAGUCCGUUACAGUGGUGUUAGUAAAUCUGUUAUUAAAACGCUGUCUGCUAUGGACUUGGAUAAAAUUAAUAUCGAUUUAAUAGAAGCUCUGUUGGAAUGGAUAGUCAGCGGAGACCACUCUUACCCACCAGGUGCUGUUUUGGUAUUUCUCCCUGGUCUUGCAGAAAUCAAAAUGCUAUAUGAACAUUUACAAUCAAACGCCUUGUUUAGUAAUAGACGUAGUAAGAGGUGUGUAAUUUACCCCCUACACUCAUCCUUAUCCAAUGACGAACAACAGGCUGUCUUUAUAAAACCACCGCAAGGGGUUACAAAGAUAAUAAUCUCCACCAACAUUGCUGAAACUUCUAUCACUAUUGAUGAUGUUGUGUACGUUAUUGACUCGGGCAAGAUGAGAGAGAAAAGGUAUGACCCAGGUAAGAGCAUGGAAAGCCUGGAAGACACUUGGGUAUCCCGGGCCAAUGCUAUACAAAGAAAAGGCAGAGCUGGUCGUGUAGCCUCUGGAGUUUGCUUUCAUCUCUUCACCAGUCACCAUUAUGAGUAUCAGCUAUUAGAGCAGCAGCCACCAGAGAUCCAUAGAAUCCCACUGGAACAGCUCUGUUUGAGAAUAAAAAUACUAGAGAUGUUUUCUGAGUGUCGUCUGGAAACAGUUCUGUCCAGAUUAGUAGAACCCCCUAGAAUGGAGUCCCUGCAUGCCUCUAAGUUGCGUCUUCUGGAUCUCGGUGCACUUACCCAGCAAGAAAAGCUAACACCACUUGGGUACCAUUUGGCCUCUCUGCCGGUGGAUGUGAGGAUUGGUAAACUCAUGCUCUUUGGUGCCAUAUUCCGUUGUCUGGACCCUGCUCUCACUAUUGCCGCCAGCCUGGCCUUUAAGUCUCCUUUUGUGUGUCCAUGGGAUAAAAAGGAAGAAGCAAACAAGAAAAAGCAAGAAUUUGCUGUAGCCAACAGUGAUCACUUGGCUCUUCUCCAGGCUUAUAAGGCAUGGAGUACCGUCAUGAGAGAGAACACACGGGCUGCAUACCAGUAUUGUCGAGACAACUUUUUGUCUUCUAGAGUGCUCCAGGAAAUAACUAGUCUUAAACGACAAUUUACAGAACUUCUGUCUGACAUUGGCUUUAUAAAAGAAGGUCUUAGAGCAAGAGAUAUUGAGAAGAGAUGGGCUCAGAAGGGAGACGGAGUAGCUGAAUCUACAGGGGAGGAGGCAAAUACCAAUGCAGAGAAUAUUAAACUUAUAUCAGCAAUGCUGUGUGCAGCUUUGUAUCCCAACGUGGUCCAAGUGAAAUUACCAGAAGGCAAAUACCAGGUGACAAGAGCAGGUGCCGUAAAAAUGCAGCCAAAAGCCGAGGAGCUGAAGUUUGUUACCAAGAAUGAUGGAUACGUUCACAUCCAUCCCUCCUCCAUCAAUUAUCAGGUGCGACACUUUGACAGCCCUUACUUAGUCUAUCAUGAAAAGAUCAAGACCAGCCGUGUUUUUGUGCGAGACUGCAGCAUGGUGUCUGUAUACCCUUUGGUACUGUUCGGUGGUGGACAAGUUAAUGUUGAGCUUCGCAAAGGCGAAUUUCUCAUCUCGCUAGAUGAUGGGUGGAUCCGUUUUGCAGCUGCCUCACAUCAGGUAGCAGAACUGGUGAAAGAGCUGCGCAGUGAACUUGAUCAGUUGCUGCAGGAUAAAAUCAAGAAUCCAACAAUGGACCUGUGCACCUGCCCCCGGGGCUCCCGUAUUAUUGCCAUGAUAGUAAAACUGGUGACAACGCAGUAACUUUGCCAUAGAGAAUAGAAAUCGAGGCUGUGUAGAUUCUUGCGCCCCCCCCCCACCUCUUAUGCUGGGUUUAUACUAGCAUAAUAUGGCCACAAGUCCCAGCCAACCAUGAGUCUGAUCACCCAACCUGGCAGGUGUCAGUAUAGAUACGUGGUCAAGCUAGGACUUAAUACGGACACAAAACGCUUCUGUUAUAUACUAGUGUAAACCCAACCUUGUUCAAAGAGAAUGUAAAAAGUGCUUAUUUUCUGUAGGGCAUGUAUGUAAUGUAUGGGUAUGACAAAACAUUUAAUGCUGGAUGGUAGUGAAAUUAUUCAGAUGUUUGUAAAGAAAUAAUACACUACUCAAAAAAAAUAAAGGGAACACUUAAAACACAAUUUAACUCCAAGUCAAUCACACGUCUGUGAAAUCACACUGUCCACUCAGGAAACAACACUGGUUGACUAUCAAUUUCACAUGCUGUUGUGCAAAUGGAACAGACAACAGGUGGAAAUGAUAGGCAAUUAGCAAGACACCCGAAUAAAGGAGUGGUUGCAUGGUGGUGACCACAGACCACUUCUCACUUCCUAUGCUUCCUGGCUGAUGUUUUGGUCACUUUUGAAUGCUGGCAGUGCUUUCACUCUAGUGGUAGCAUGAGACUGAGUCUACAACCCACACAAGUGGCUCAGGUAGUGCAGCUCAUCCAGGAUGGCACAUCAGUGCGAGCUGUGGCAAGAAGGUUUGCUGUGCCUGUCAGCAUUGUGUCCAUAGCAUGGAGGCGCUACCAGGAGACAGGCCAGUAAAUCAGGAGACGUGGAGUAGGCUGUAAGAGGGCAACAACCCAGCAGCAGGACCGCUACCUCCACCUUUGUGCAAGGAGAAGCAGGAGCACUGCCAGAGCCCUACAAAAUUACCUCCAGCAGUCCACAAAUGUGCAUGUGUCCACUCAAACGGUCAGAAACAGACUCCAUGAGGGUGGUAUGAGGGCCCGACAUCCACAGGUGGGGGGUGUGCUUACAGCCCAACACCGUGCAGGACAUUUGGCAUUUGCCAGAGAACACCAAGAUUGGCAAAUUCACCACUGGCACCCUGUGCUCUUCACAGGUAAAAGCAAGUUCAAACUGAGCAUAUGUGACAGUCUGGAGACAUUGUGGAGAACGUUCUACUGUCUGCUACAUCCUCCAGCAUGACUGGUUUGGCGGGGGGGGUGUUAGUAAUGGUGUGGGGUGGCAUUUCUUUGGGGGGCCGCACAGCCCUCCAUGUGCUUGCCAGAGGUAGCCUGACUGUCAUUAGGUACCAAGAUGAGAUCCUCAGACCCCUUGUGAGACCAUAUGCUGGUGUGGUUGGCCCUUGGUUCCUCCUAAUGCAACACAAUGCUAGACUUCAUGUGGCUGGAGUGUGUCAGCAGUUCCUGCAAGAGGAAGGCAUUGAUGCUAUGGACUGGCCUGCCUGUUCUCCAGACCUGAAUCCGAUGGAGCAUAUCUGGGACAUCAUGUCUCGCUCCAUCCACCAACGCCACAUUGCACCACAGACUGUCCAGGAUUUGGUGGAUGCUUUAGUCCAGAGGUCUGGGAGA